UUUGUUAAUUUUUUGCUUAAAUUUAUUUUUCAUCUACCAUUGAAUUUGAGGUGUCUUUUUCUUUCACCUGAUUGAAUCACACUGUGAUCUCUCUCUCUCUCUCUCUCUCUUGUUUUGCUUGUAUUUCCGAGUAUGGGGCUCCUUAGACUUUGCCUCAGCCCAAUUCCACCAUGGGUUCUCUCCCAGCACCACCAUUAUUCUUUUCUUUAAAUGUAAGGUCUGAACAACACUUGCUUCCUUAUUUAUACACAAAUGGGCUCAUAUAUGCACAGUAGGACAGAGAGAGAGCUAUAUGAAUAACAGCUAGACAAGUAUUAUGAGGGAUGAAACUUAAAAUUCGAGUGGCGAAACGAAAGGGAGUCUGCACUGAUGGUUUAAAGAUGCAGUCUUUUUUUGGUCUUUUCUAGUAUAUAGAUGCUUAGAUUGUUGGAGGGUUCCCUUUUAGCUGUUAUGAACAGUGCAAGAUUUUGAAAAUUCUCUGGGAUUUGCGGUUGUGGGACACUGAAAAGAUUACAUAGAAAGUAGGGACAGCAGAAGUGCACUACGGAAGAAGAAACAAACAAAAAGCUGAACUGGGAUUUUGAUGUUGUGGGCAACAAACAUCAAGAAAGGGUGAAAAUGAUGUCUUCGGGAAUAAAUUUGGUGAUGACAGUGAUUGGGUUUGGUAUGAGUAUUAUGUUCAUAGUAUUUGUCUGUACAAGGCUUAUUUGUGCUCGAAUAUAUUUGAGUGUUUCCAGGAGGUCUUCUGCCAGGGCAUCUGGAUCUGAUCUUGGCAUUUUGGAGAGGGGUAUUCAUGGUCUUGAACCUCUUGCGCUGGCCGACUUCCCUACAAAGAAGUACAGAGAAUUAUGCUUGUCCUCAAAAGAAAAUGCUCAUCGCAGGUGCACCAUAUGCCUGUCCGACUACCAUGAGGAGGAUACACUGCGUGUCCUGCCCGUCUGCGGACAUUCCUUUCAUGCAAUGUGCAUCGACAUAUGGCUGCAGCAGCACUCCACAUGUCCAGUAUGUCGAAUCUCUCUCCGUCAACCUUCCGAGAGAAAGUGGUUCAUGCAGCCAAUGUUUAGCUCAGCUCUCCGAUCUCAGUACACUAUGCAACCCAUAAAUGCACAUUAUUGUCAUUGCAUGGCGAACGGACACAGGCGUUCGCCAAGAUCCAUUGACAACGAGAUUAUCGACCCCAUCCAGGAGGUCGGCUGUCACUUAGAAGGUGACGGGAAUGACAUUGGACAUAGCAACGCCGUCUCCAUCAAUCAUGAACAGAGUAUCAAAACUUCGGGAAAUAGAAAAGUAGGGAGCCCGUCGUGCCAGUAAAAGUUUUUCGACCACAACUGCUGCUGCUGCCGGUCCUGAUCACCCUUUUUCUAAAUUGUUUCACCUCUGCAUUUCUGUAAAUAAGUCGUUAGUGUUAUUUCUUUGUCUUAGCUUCUUUUUCUUGUUUUCCCUUUUUCUCUCGUGUAGACAGAAGUUUUCUCAGUUCAGUUUAGAAAGUAGAAUGGUAUGAAAUUUGCUACAUGUUUGGGGGAC
Sesamum indicum (sesame) is the source of this 1524-nucleotide messenger RNA. RefSeq names its product RING-H2 finger protein ATL38. The record is from RefSeq and is a predicted model, not a curated record. Lineage: Eukaryota; Viridiplantae; Streptophyta; Magnoliopsida; Lamiales; Pedaliaceae.